This is a messenger RNA of Salvia splendens (bonfire salvia), 486 nucleotides long. RefSeq lists its product as uncharacterized. The record is from RefSeq and is a predicted model, not a curated record. The transcript has a single exon. The coding region runs from base 1 to 486 and encodes 161 amino acids. Lineage: Eukaryota; Viridiplantae; Streptophyta; Magnoliopsida; Lamiales; Lamiaceae.
AUGGGGAGCAUAUACGACCGCCGCUGCCGCCAGCAUCAGCAGCAGCAGCUCCUCCACUACAAAACCAUCUUCCUCCCACUCUUCUGCCGCCUGUCCCUCAAAGACAUAGCCCUCCCCCGCCGCCGCCGCGAUGAUCCAUCCCCCUCCUCCCCCAGAGUCGGCUGCAUGGGCCAACUCAAGAGAAACAACCGCCGCGAUCCAUCUCCCACCACCCGCACCUACUCCAAGCUCAGGAAACUCUUCUCCGGCAAAACCCUCCUCCCCACCACCACCGCCGCCGCAGCCGGAGGCGAGAUUAAUUGCGCGAGUAGGAAAGAAUUGGUAGUGAGAUCGAGGGUGGUGGACGUGGGGGAGCUUGAUCCGCCGCUGCCGGUGGUGAAGAAGGCGGCGGAGGGGAAUGCAAAUCUGUGGAAGAGGAGAUUUAACGGGGCGCCGAUUGAGACAUUGCAGAUCCGAGGUGAUAAUCAUAUUGUUAGCUCUAAUUAA